AUUAUUUAGUGCCACUUAAUGACCUUUUCUGUAAUAUAAAUACGACUGUACAGCUUGAAAAUGAAGUCGUUGAAAAGAAAUUUCUUCGCUGAACAAAAACUGUGUUUUUACUUAUGAAUAAAUGGGUAUUUUUCGUGAUUUAAAAGCGUGCAAGGACCGAUUGACAGUAAAGGGACUUAGUGAGUUUCUUCGAUAUUCUGUCAAGCUUGCGGAAGCGAAUGCUAAUUCUGAUACUCUCAAAAGCUGCAUUAAGAAUGGUGAAUAUCCUAAAUUUUACUGGAAAAUUUUACGCCGUAAUCAUAUUUAUCCUAACGGUCGAACUCUUAAACGUCAUACUUUGAACCUGAUCGAUGCCAUACAAACACGUCUCCCUGAACUUGAGAAUAACGUAUCUCAACGUAUGCAUUUUUUGUUUGAACUAACAGAGACAGAACGUAGCCUUUUCCAGG
Molecule: messenger RNA, 449 nt
Organism: Trichobilharzia szidati
Lineage: Eukaryota; Metazoa; Platyhelminthes; Trematoda; Strigeidida; Schistosomatidae
Source: the annotation of a GenBank genome assembly